AUGGACCCGUCGUCAAGGUCGAGAGCGCGGUCAAUGCCGCAUGUGCCAGUUGAGGGAUUGCAGGAACCAGGGCCUUCACCGUUUCUAGCAAAGACAUACGAGAUGGUGGAUGAUCCAAACACAAACAACAUUGUCUCUUGGAGCAGGGAAGGCAUCAGUUUUGUUGUUUGGGAUCCAUAUUCCUUCUCCGCGUCUAUUCUCCCUCUAUACUUCAAGCACAACAACUUCUCCAGCUUUGUUAGACAACUCAACACUUACGGUUUUAGAAAGAUCGAGACAGAGAGAUGGGAGUUUAUGAAUGAAGGUUUUUUAAUGGGUCAAAGAGACCUUUUGAAAAGCAUCAAGCGACGAACCUCCUCCUCUUUCCCUUCCUCACUCAUCCACUCUCACCCCGAGAGCCAUGACCCCAGCGUCGAGCUUCCGCAGCUCCGAGAAGAGAGGCAUGUCCUAGUGAUGGAGCUAUCGAGGCUCAGACAGGAGGAGCAGAGAGCGAGAGGCUACAUCCAAGCCAUGGAGCAGAGGAUUAACGGUGUAGAGAAGAAACAGAGGCACAUGAUGUCCUUCUUGAGGCGUGCGGUACAGAACCCUUCGCUUCUGCAGCAGGUACUUGAGCAGAUGAGAGGGCUAGAGGAGGCUGCAAUGAUCGAUCAGGCUAGCUUGGUCAAAACGGAAGCAGUGGAGCACGUAUCGGAGCUUGAGGCGCUGGCGCUAGAGAUGCAAGGAUAUGGACGGAAACGGAUCGAUGGCGUGGAGAGGGAGCUCGACGACGGGUUCUGGGAAGAGUUAUUGAUGAACAACGAGAACUGGAAUAAUGAAGAAGAGGCGAAUGUGAACCAAGUUAAUUAGGUUUUGAGAGUUCAUGUCCGCGUCUAGUAAUCAACAGAAGAAAGAGAGAGAGCAUAAGGAUACUAGUAUUAUGAUCGGUCAAUCAAAGCAGAUGAAGACGGAGAUCCAACAAAAUAAACCAUUUGUAUGAUGAGUAUAGCUCCUUCGUAGUUGCACGAGUAGGCGCUCUCCGGCAUCUUUUAACCAACACGGGAAGUUUGGUAGAUGUUCGCAUCCUCACUCACAUCCUUGGGCUUGCGCUUCUCCUUUUGCUCCAAUAUGAAUCCUAUCCUAUAUAAGUGUAAUAGACAGCAACA
Molecule: messenger RNA, 1142 nt
Organism: Capsella rubella
Lineage: Eukaryota; Viridiplantae; Streptophyta; Magnoliopsida; Brassicales; Brassicaceae
Product: heat stress transcription factor A-7b
Exons: 2
Coding region: 1-846 (281 amino acids)
Biological process (GO): regulation of transcription by RNA polymerase II
Cellular component (GO): nucleus
Molecular function (GO): RNA polymerase II cis-regulatory region sequence-specific DNA binding; DNA-binding transcription factor activity
Source: RefSeq, a predicted model, not a curated record